Belonocnema kinseyi is the source of this 1618-nucleotide messenger RNA. RefSeq lists its product as uncharacterized. The transcript is spliced from 3 exons. The coding region runs from base 143 to 1387 and encodes 414 amino acids. Lineage: Eukaryota; Metazoa; Arthropoda; Insecta; Hymenoptera; Cynipidae. The record is from RefSeq and is a predicted model, not a curated record.
GAUGCUUUAACUGUAUCUCAAUGUUCUGUGCCUCAAAACUUUGAUUUUUAGCAGAUAUUAAAAACCAAAAAUUUUAUUAUAGUGUGUAACAAGUCAGAAACACUCAGCAUAUAAUUUUGCAAGGUAAAAUAAAAUUGAAAAAAUGACGGUCCGAUCCAAUCAAAUUCUUGAGCCCCAAGAAUGUUUGGAUAUCAUACAGAAAAAAUUGAAUCAAAACUCGAUGGAAGAUUUCUCUUUAAUAAAAUAUGAAAUUGUUUCCGUCGGAAAAGCUAAUGGAUAUUUGGGACAGUAUUUUUAUCUCAAAGCUUCAGUUGCGCGCCCAGAGUCACCAACAGAUAGGAGAAACAUAACAUUUUUCAUAAAGCUUCGCCCACCAAAAGGAACAAAACAAUAUGAUGUUGUCUGCAACAGUGGAAUGUUCAACAGAGAAGUGCGUCUUUAUACCAAAUUGUUUCCUGAAAUUUUAGACCAAAGUGAUAGAGAAUAUGUACCAACUUGUUAUUUGGGCUUGGAAAAUGACAUUUUAGUGCUGGAGGACGUUGUUUCAAAGGGAUUUGGAACGUUAAAAGAUAGAUUAGGAACACUUGACCUAGAUCACUGCAAUGUUGUGAUGCAAAAUUUGGGAAGGUUUCAUGCAAAAUCUGUAAUAUUUGAGGAAAGAAACAAGACAAAUUUAAUGAAUUUUUGUCGAGCGAAAAAGAUUGUUAUUCGGUCGUAUGAUGGACCCCCACCUUCAGUUUUUACGAUUGGAGUUAAAUGUGCUCUAUCUGUUCUUGACCUCUUAUCCGAAUUAGAUUCGUUGACUCGCGAUAAAUUCAAGGCUUUUGUGAAUGAAAUUCAAAGCAAAAUACACAAAAUGCUUGUACCUUCUGCAAAAAAAAGAAAUGUACAAUUACACGGUGAUUUGUGGACUAAUAAUAUAAUGUUCAAAUACAGAGAAGAUGGCAAACCACUCCAAUGUUAUUUUUUAGAUUUUCAGAAUACGAGGUACGCACCGCCAGCUUACGACAUAUGGCUAUUUUUAUAUUACUCUACAACAAGAGAAAUUAGAUCUGCACAUAAUGAAACAUUCUUUAAAACCUAUUAUAAUUCUAUGGAAAAAUCCUUAAAGGAAGUUGAUAUUGAGAUUGCAAAACUAUUUUCGUGGAACGAUUUUAUAGAGUCGCUUGAAGAAUUCAAGGUCUUCGGUCUGCUGCGAGCAAUUAUUUCUAUUCCGAUUGCAUUGUCUGAAUUAGAAACAAAAAAUCAAGGAUCGAUAUCUACAUCACAAGUUUGGGCCAAUGUUUCAGAUGAUACUUCUUCAUUUUAUUCUAAACAAUUGAAGGAAAAUGAGGGGUUUCGAAAAAGGGUGUUAGAUAUUUUUUUAGAACUUCAUGAUUUUGUGUAAAUUUGUUUUUGUAUAGAUUCCAAAUACUGCAUUUCAUUGACAAAGAGAUUAUGUAUUUUUUAACUAUAUUGUGUUGUAAUAUAAAUGCCUUAAAUAUUUUAAUUAACUUUGUAAGGUAAAUCUUUCAGAGUUAUGGUUCUCAAGUUCAAAAAGAAUUCGAAGUUUAAAUAAAUUAACGUGGACGUCUUUCGCUUUAGAAGUUUUGUAUUUCAAUACAGAUUUUAUUAUUUU